Molecule: messenger RNA, 2470 nt
Organism: Canis lupus familiaris (dog)
Lineage: Eukaryota; Metazoa; Chordata; Mammalia; Carnivora; Canidae
Gene: EPHX4
Product: epoxide hydrolase 4
Exons: 7
Coding region: 54-1142 (362 amino acids)
Molecular function (GO): hydrolase activity
Source: RefSeq, a predicted model, not a curated record
CCGCUGCUCGCGCGCCUCCGGAGGGCAGCGGGCCCCGCCGCCGGCCCCGCCCGAUGGCGAGGCUGCGGGACCGCCUGCUCCGCCUGGCGCUCGCGAUCCGGUCCCUGCUCUUCUGGUCGCUGGUCUACUGCUACUGCGGGCUCUGCGCCUCCAUCCACCUGCUCAAACUUUUGUGGAGCAUCGGCAAGGGCCCCGCGCAGACCUUCCGGAGGGCGGCCCGCGAACACCCUCCCGCGUGUCUGAACGACCCCUCUUUGGGCACCCACUGCUACGUGCGGAUCAAGGAUUCGGGGUUAAGGUUUCAUUAUGUUGCUGCUGGUGAGAGAGGCAAACCACUUAUGCUGCUGCUUCAUGGAUUUCCAGAAUUCUGGUAUUCUUGGCGUCACCAACUGAGGGAAUUUAAAAGUGAAUAUCGAGUUGUAGCCCUUGAUCUGAGAGGCUAUGGAGAAACGGAUGCUCCCAUUCAUCGAGAGAAUUAUAAAUUGGACUGUCUAAUUACAGAUAUAAAGGAUAUUUUAGACUCUUUAGGGUAUAGCAAAUGUGUUCUUAUUGGCCAUGACUGGGGGGGAAUGAUUGCUUGGCUAAUCGCCAUCUGUUAUCCCGAAAUGGUGAUGAAGCUUAUUGUUAUUAACUUCCCUCAUCCAAAUGUAUUUACAGAAUAUAUUUUACGACACCCUGCCCAGCUGUUCAAAUCCAGCCAUUAUUACUUCUUCCAAAUACCAUGGUUCCCAGAAUUUAUGUUCUCAAUAAAUGAUUUCAAGGCUUUGAAACAUCUGUUUACCAGUCAAAGGACUGGCAUUGGAAGAAAAGGAUGUCGAUUAACAACAGAAGAUCUUGAAGCUUAUAUUUAUGUCUUCUCCCAGCCUGGAGCAUUAAGUGGCCCAAUUAACCAUUACCGAAAUAUCUUCAGCUGCCUGCCUCUCAAACAUCACAUGGUGACCAUUCCAACACUACUACUCUGGGGAGAGAAAGACGCAUUUAUGGAGGUUGAGAUGGCUGAAGUCACAAAGAUUUAUGUUAAAAAUUAUUUCAGGCUGACUAUUUUGUCAGAAGUUAGUCAUUGGCUUCAGCAAGAACAACCUGACAUAGUGAACAAACUGAUAUGGACAUUUCUGAAAGAAGAAACCAGAAAAAGAGAUUGACUUUUCUAUAUCUUCUAUGAGGGGUCUGUAAUGAAUCUCUAAAUUUUUAAUAAUUGUUCAUCAACCUCUUAAGCUUCAUUAGGAAAAAAUUGUUUUAAUAUGCUUUAUCAUAAAUAUUCUGACAAAUGAUAUUAAAAAAAUCUAAGAAUGUGCGAACUUGUAACAUGAUGUUGAUUUUCUUCUGUUGAAUUUUGCACAGAAAAGCAUCUGCCUUAAAAUGUGUACAUUGGUACAAAAAGGAAGUUGGGGAAAGUAGCUCAGUUUUGGUUUCUUGCCCUGUUAUCUGGUGCCUUUUAUAAAUGUAUAUUAAAGAUUAGGUGUGCCAUAUUAAAAAAGGCAAACUUGCAAUGGUAUAAAUUUUCAUUUUAUUGUUCAAAACUUCUUUUUACUAUUUUUCAUUAAAAAAUUAUGUUGUCAAAUCUCUCAGAUUUAUGAGUUUGAAGGCAAAUAUGAUUAGAAGAAUAUGAUUCUUAAAACAGGCCAUAAAUACUACUUAUACUGGAAAGAUUAACAAGAGAUGAUGUAGAGAUUUUCAUGAAUACAUAUAUAUACAUAUAUGUAUACAUAUGUACAUACCUAAUAUGUACAUAUUUAAUACGUAUGCACAUACGUAUUUAAUACAUAUACAAAAUAGGAAAGCACAUCCAUCAAAUUACUUGUCUUCAUUUUCUAGCUAAAUCGGUGAGAGAUUGAAACAAAAGAUCAAAAUAUCCUUUUGACCCAUUAUUGCAGUCAGAAUUGAAUUCUAUACUUCCUAUGUGCACUAGAAUCUAAUCUCCACAAAGCAUAGAUUUUUUUACUGUUUUAUUAACUGACAUAUAUACAACAUCUAGAAUAAGGGCCUGCUCGAUUAUAGGCACUCACAUAUUUGCUUAAUGAAUAAAUAGCAUAUCUGACACACUGCUAGGCACUGUGAGGGAAAUAUAAAGGAAAGAUGGUAAUACGGAACUUUUCCGUAAGAAGUAUACACAGCAUGCAGUUAAAUUAAACAAGGAUUCAAGAGUGGUAACGAACAUUACAAAUAAAAGUGGGAAGACUUACAGAGUAGAGACUGAUACAAGCUCAAGGGAAUACUCAUUGUCUUGGGUUGCUCUCAUUUGGCAUGGGUGAUAACCAGUAGCAUUGCCAAAUCAUGGCUCCUUAGAGACUACAACUGUAUUCCCAAAUAAGACUAAGUUGGUAAAAAAAAAAAAAAAAAAAAAAAAAAUUGUCUCUCUCACUAAGUGUAGUUCUGCUAGUGACAGAAGAAAGUGGAAUGUCCUUAAGAGUUCUCAUCAUUGUAUUGUAAGCAACUUGUAUUUACUAAUAAAAACUCAAUUUUCUAUAUA